Tripterygium wilfordii is the source of this 1917-nucleotide messenger RNA. RefSeq names its product putative nuclear RNA export factor SDE5. NCBI's taxonomy places the organism in Eukaryota, Viridiplantae, Streptophyta, Magnoliopsida, Celastrales, Celastraceae. The transcript has 13 exons. The record is from RefSeq and is a predicted model, not a curated record. The coding region runs from base 123 to 1631 and encodes 502 amino acids.
CGGAGCCAACUCUGUCCAAAAACACACCUCACACGAUAUAUUUCUCUGCGGAGGACAAGCUUUCGCGUAAAUCCGUAGAAGAAGAGAGAAUCGCAUAUUGGCUCUUCGAAAUCGCUCCAGAGAUGUAUCAGGAGCGUAGCAUUUGUUCAUCAUCUACAACUAUGCAAGCAGUUUCAGUGACUACACAUUCUGAUGCCGAAGAAAGGGAGUUGGAACAGUUGCUUGAAGCUUUUGGCUCUGAGUUUUCUCUUGAAGACAUUGCCUGUGCUUAUAGCGAGGCAAGGCAUGAUGUAGAUAUGGCUGGUGAAAUUCUUUGUGGAAUGCGUGAAAGAACUUCAAGGACUGCUAUUUCUACAUCUAGAAAUAAAUUCAAAAGUGCAGAUGCCAUGCCCUUUCUUAUGUCUUCUGAACUGAAGGGUUCCAGUGCAGCAUCUACUAAAGAGUCAUCUAAAAGUGGUUCCUCAAAAUUUUAUCAUGAAACAAAUAGUGAAAAUUUGGAGUCAAAAGAUUGUUCUGCAUCAAUAGAUUCAAAGGACCUUCCGGUCUCUGGAGUAUCUUACCAGGAGAAUUCACUUAGUGUGACAGCAAGGCACAAUAAGCAGGCGGAAAUCGAAGAAUUUUUAUUCAAAAUGCUGGGGGAUGGCUUUCAACUUGACAUGACUGUAAUUCAAGAUGUACUUGGCCAGUGCGGGUAUGAUUUACAUAAGAGCGUAAAUAAACUGCUUGAUUUAUCAGUUUCUUCUUUGGAGAAGCGUGGGAAUGUUGUUGAUGAAGCUGCUGAAAUUUCUAGAGAGAAGAGUCUAGACUGUGAAUCCUUUUUCCAUCAAGAACUUUCCCAUCAGCCAGUUGCUGCUCAAAUUGACGGAACUGAAGGCAUGUCAAGAAAGUUGACAAAAUCACGUAGAAGGGACAAAGACAAACUUGACAUGGGAAAAGAAAUUCUGCAAUCAUUGUUUACUGUUCCUGAAAGAUCUGAGGAAACACCACAAAAAAUUCGCCUGCUAAGGGAAGUGAAGAGAUCAAGAGCAUUUGGUAAAUUGGUGACUGAACCUUUCAAAGACCCUGCUGUGGAACAUAAGCUUACUGCUGCAGAACCGCAAAUUGUUAGUAGAGAUGAUGUUGAAGUUGAUGAAAAUAGCUACGAUGUCUUACGACAAGCUGCAAAGGAACAUUGGGUUACAAUGAAAGCAUACUAUACUGCUUCUGUUGAUGCAUUUGUUAAUGGUGAUCAUGCACGUGCUGCAAAAUUUUUGGAGGAGGGGCAUUUUUUCAGCAAAAAGGCUCGGGAAGCUGAUGAAAAAUCUUGGGAAAAGAUUAUCGAAAAUGGAGAGGAAAAAGAAGAUGAAGUAUUGCCAAUUGACUUGCGCUCCCAUAAGCCCAAGGAAGCUCUGCGUCUUCUUAGGUUUUAUCUAACCACCGUAUCAGCUAUGAAGUAUCUUCGACUAAUAGUGGGGGCCGAUGGUGAAGAUGACACAAGGGAGGCUCGGAAAAGACUGCUACUGAAGCAACUGGAGAAAGAAUCAAUACAAUGGACUGAGGGAGAUAAUGGCAACACUAUAUUAAUCCAAGUGGACAGGAUUGACCCGAAGAGCUUGAGUUUUGCUAAAAACAAGAAUCCGACGCCAAAUUAGAUCACUCCGUCUGUUUUCGACUAGAAAACUAUGCUUUUGGUAAGGAAGAGGGUUUUUCAAAUUGUCAAGCUGAUGCUUGCAUGUGAGAUGAUAAUGCCUGCCAACUUUUCCUGCUUUAUGAAUGUUGCAUGGGAAAUUCCAUGGACAUGAGGUUCUUGACCUUUUUGAACUGCUUCAAUAAAUAUUUCUUCAGGGGAAACAGCUCUCAUGCUAGAAUUUGCCAGCGUAACAUUUCAAUGAUGCUUGAAUCAUUAUCAGUUUUCUCUAUGGCAAUAAAUAUUGAUGU